AUAUAUUAGAGAUUUAUAUUAGACAUUGUGAAAAGAUAAAUAAAAAUAAUGUAUGCUAAAGAAGGGAAUAUGUUGUAAACACCAACAAAAACAAUUUGUUAACAUGUUACUCUCUCAUUUGUGAUUACAUUGCAUUUACAGUGAUUUACUAGUUGUCAUUUUGUUCGUAGUUCCCUUCUUGCUCGGCGGCCAUUGCUAUGCUUCCAUUGCUUCCCCUGAAUCACUUCAAUUCCCCUGUUUCCCUAACUCUCAGUUCAAUUACAUCCAAGAAAUGAUAAUAUCUCAGCAACACUUUCCCUUCGCAUCCCUCAAGCCCUACUCCAACCCUUCUGCUCCCUUCGCUUCCAAAACCCUAAGACCUUCAGCCCCACGCGCCGCCACAACCCGAGCGACCCUGCAGUACAACCGCAAGCCUCAGCUCGCCGGCGAAACCCCUAGAGUCGUCGUCAUCACCUCCGGCAAAGGAGGCGUCGGCAAGACCACCACCACCGCCAACAUCGGUCUCUCCCUCGCCCGCCUCGGCUUCUCCAUCGUCGCCAUCGACGCCGAUGUCGGCCUCCGCAACCUCGACCUCCUGCUCGGCCUCGAGAACCGCGUCAAUUACACCGUCGUCGAGGUCCUCAACGGCGACUGCCGCCUCGACCAGGCUCUGGUACGCGACAAGCGGUGGUCCAACUUCGAGCUGCUCUGCAUCUCCAAACCUAGAUCCAAAUUGCCGAUCGGUUUCGGCGGGAAAGCACUGGUUUGGGUCGUAGACGCCCUGAAGGCCCGAGACACAGGAGUGCCGGAUUUCAUCCUCAUUGAUUGCCCGGCGGGAAUUGAUGCGGGAUUCAUCACGGCAAUCACGCCUGCGAAUGAGGCAGUCCUGGUGACGACACCUGACAUCACCAGCCUUCGUGACGCGGACAGGGUGACAGGGUUGCUUGAGUGUGAUGGAAUAAGGGAUAUUAAGAUGGUUGUGAACCGAGUCCGGACAGAUAUGAUCAAGGGGGAAGACAUGAUGUCUGUGCUGGAUGUGCAGGAAAUGCUUGGUCUGCCAUUGUUAGGGGCAAUUCCGGAAGAUUCGGAGGUGAUCAGAAGUACGAAUAGAGGGUAUCCGCUGGUGUUGAACAAGCCACCAGCACUGGCUGGGCUGGCAUUUGAGCAAGCUGCUUGGAGGUUGGUUGAGCAGGAUAGUAUGAAAGCUGUGAUGGAAGAAGAAGAAGAAGAACUGCCGAAGAAACGCGGUUUUUUCUCAUUCUUAUGGGGCUAGAGAGUGGAUUCAAUUUUGAUGGUUCUUUGCAGCUGUGUACAAUGUACAGUAGGAAAAAUGAGGUUUGCCAUUCUUCCUUUUUUCCUUGUUUAUCCUAGCUAUGGUUUAGAAAUUGUUAAAUGGUAUGUUUUGUUUUAGGUGAUCAAUCUGAGCUGAAUUGUGCCAUUUUACUUUAUUAAUAAGGAUUUUGGUGCUUG
Molecule: messenger RNA, 1449 nt
Organism: Cuscuta campestris
Lineage: Eukaryota; Viridiplantae; Streptophyta; Magnoliopsida; Solanales; Convolvulaceae
Source: the annotation of a GenBank genome assembly